AUGGCGAAUAAGAAAACACGUGGUCCGGAUAAAGCUAAAACUAAUACAGACAAUAUUGUUGUUAAAAGACAAGAAGAUGCACCCGACAUUGUUAAACAACCUCCGGUUUUUACCGACGAUUCAAGUUUUGAUAUCAUUGGUUUGGGUAUCAAAGAGGAGAAUAUUCUCUACUUGUGUGACACCUCUGGAGACGUUAUUGAAUGGGAUAUAAAAGACGGAAAACUACUGAAGAAAACUUCAGUUGCAGUUGAUGGCAUGAAAAAAUUCUGUUCUUUUUACUAUCCAGGAAAUGGCAUGUUUCUGUUAUCAACUCCAGCAAAAAAUACCAACGGUUCCUCUCUUUGGAUUGUCAAUAGCACAAGUGAAAGGGAAAUUUUCUCUGAAGAUAUUAGAAAAGAACCCCAGUCUGUUGCAUUUGGCUGUGAUCAAGGAAAUGGAUCACUGGUUAUAGGGGCCUUGAAUUACCAAUGUAAUGGUGUGUUGGUCAAAGACAUGAAUAGUGGAGCUGAGAAAAAGCACAUGACAGACAAGAGAAAGUUCACUUGUAUUGCUUUGCACAAGGAAAAACUUAUAAUGGCCACAGGAGAUAUCUCCGGCCGUAUUCUUAUUUGGCAUGACUUUGUUAAUCAGAUCAGACCAGUGAAGACUGUGUAUCAUUGGCACACACUUGCUGUUUCCUCGGGUGAAUACCUUUACAGUGGAGGAUCUGAGAAAGUAAUGGUCAAGUGGCGACUUGAAGCUAUACGUAUAAUUGAUUCGACCAACAAAAUCAAUCGGGCCAUUUUUGGUGGGUUGGUCAAACACGAUCCGAUCCGUGGUCUUGAAGAUGGUGAAUCAAAGAAAGAAUCGGUGAUGCCUACUGGUCUGGUUUUUGAUCCACGAACCCAAGGAAUUUUCUUCAAUUCACAAGCUGGAUUCCUCCAGCUUUUUGAUCCUCUGAGAAGUUCCAUGAUUUACAAUAUGGACAUUGCCAAUCGCAACGUUCUGACUGACGAACGAAACACCAUCAUCGGUAACGCCGAAGUGUUGCGAGUUGCUGUGUCACCCACAGGAGACUUCCGUAAAAUGAUGCCAACCGCUGCAUCCUUUUCGGAAGACGGCUCGUUACUGGCCAUUGCUUUUCAAGACACUGUUACUUCAUGGGAUCCAAUGACCAUCAACCUCAACACGACUUUAAGCCAUAACCUUAUUGAAGGUAGAAGCUGA
This is a messenger RNA of Daphnia pulicaria, 1206 nucleotides long. Its product is annotated as WD repeat-containing protein 75-like. The transcript is spliced from 9 exons. Bases 1 to 1206 code for a protein of 401 amino acids. Gene Ontology annotation, molecular function: protein binding; RNA binding. NCBI's taxonomy places the organism in Eukaryota, Metazoa, Arthropoda, Branchiopoda, Diplostraca, Daphniidae. Gene Ontology annotation, cellular component: nucleolus. Gene Ontology annotation, biological process: positive regulation of rRNA processing; positive regulation of transcription by RNA polymerase I. The record is from RefSeq and is a predicted model, not a curated record.